AUGGUAAAGAAGACUAAUGGAGCUUGGAGGAUGUGUAUUGAUUACAUAGACCUCAAUAAGGCAUGUCCGAAAGACUUCUUUCCGCUCCCCCGUAUUGAUCAACUUAUCGAUGCCACGUCCGGACAUCAAAUUCUUAGCUUCAUAGAUGCCUACUCAGGCUACAAUCAAAUAAGAAUAAAUCCUGUAGAUGAGGAGGCAAAUGAUUUUCAAACAGACAGAGGACUGUACUGCUACCAGGUUAUACCUUUUGGAUUGAAGAAUGUAGGAGCCACAUAUCAGCGCCUCAUGAAUAAGCAUAUUUCUGAUUUGGAGCAAUAUUUCUGUCUCCUUCGAUCUUACAACAUGCACCUCAACCCCUCCAAAUAUGAAUUUGGAGUAGCCUCAGGAAAUUUUUUGGGUUUUAAGGUUAUCCACCGAGGGAUUGAGGCCAAUCCUGAGAAGAUCCAGGCUCUAAGGGAUAUGGUGCCUCCUAGAAACAUCAAAGAUGUCCAGAGAUUAAAUGGAAGGAUUGCAGCACUCUCUCGCUUCUUAGCUCGCUCAGGAGAUAGAUAUCUACCAUUCUUCAAAAUCCUUAGAGGUGCUCCUAGAUCUGAUAUCAAAUCUCAAGCACUUACAUAUUUUGUGGUAGAAUGCACCAUCUCAAUAUCUGACGAUCAACGGAGUGUUUCUCGCUCUCCUUCGGGCUGGAAGUUAUAUGUUGAUGGAGACUCUAGAGUUUCUGGCGUCGGGGCAGGAGUUCUGCUAAUCUUUCUACGGCAAGUUAUUCUUGAAUAUGGACUCCAAUUCAAGUUUCCUGCAAAGAACAAUGUAGCAAAAUACGAAUCUCUUGUUGCCAUAUUGAGACUGGCAAUCGACUGUGAAGUGCAAAAUUUGGUGAUCUACAUUGACUCGCACAAUCUAGACCUCCUUCCAAAAGUAAGAGAUGAGACGAUGCUUAAGGUUGUUGCUUACGACCAGAGAGUUGCCCGGCACUAUAAUCGAAGAAUGAAAUCAUGGCGUAUAUCGAUUGGAGAUCUUGUUCUACGCAGCAUCAAGGCAGCAGGAAAAGGCCCUCAACACAAUAAACUCUCCCCCCUCUUGGAGGGUCCAUACUUGGUAUCAGCUAUGGUGAAGCUUGGUACUUUCAAAGUGAAUGAUGCUAAAGGAAAUAUAUUUUCUCAAAUUUGGAAUGUUGACAAUCUCUGUAAGUACUAUCACUAG
Molecule: messenger RNA, 1200 nt
Organism: Dendrobium catenatum
Lineage: Eukaryota; Viridiplantae; Streptophyta; Magnoliopsida; Asparagales; Orchidaceae
Exons: 4
Coding region: 1-1200 (399 amino acids)
Molecular function (GO): nucleic acid binding
Source: RefSeq, a predicted model, not a curated record